AUGCCUACUUCAGCAACCUCUUUUUCAACAGGUCUCAUUAUUGGCGCUGUUUCGUUUUCACUUGGAGUCUUGUACUCUAACUGGGCAUAUGAUUACUAUACAUUGUGGCAUCGUCCUGCACUUUCAGAAGCAUUUGCACAUUCACUUGCACAUUAUCAACAAUGGGCCAAUCUUCCUGCAUUUUUGUAUCAUGUACAUCAUGCGAUAGCGGCAUUAGGAUUGGUUGGUCUUUUCCUUAAGCUUUAUAAGCCUUCUGAAUCCAAUAAAUUAUUUGAUGGUGCUUCAUUAUUUUUAUAUAUGGUUGGGAUUGUUAUUUAUUUAACUAAUCUUCGUGUUGGAGUUCGAAGUGCUGCUGCUCGUGAAUGGGGGGAUGUUGAUGAACAGACUGGAAUUAAUGUAAUUGCUGCAUCUCAGGUUAUGAUUGUAUUUACAUUUUUAGGAGUUGUGGGUCUUCAAGUCGGACAAUAUUGGGCAGAACAUGAAGAUAAGAAGGUUUGGGAAAAGGCAAUGCAAGAAGAACAAGAAGAAUUGGCAGCUGCUACUGCAGCUACUACUGAAAAGAAGGAAGAAGAAGUAAAGAGUGAGAAGAAGAAAGCAACAGGUGCUAAAGUUGGAACUACAAAAGCUUCGAAGCGUGUUUAA
Messenger RNA from Magnusiomyces paraingens, 642 nucleotides. RefSeq lists its product as uncharacterized. Gene Ontology annotation, cellular component: endoplasmic reticulum membrane. The record is from RefSeq and is a predicted model, not a curated record. The transcript has 2 exons. NCBI's taxonomy places the organism in Eukaryota, Fungi, Ascomycota, Dipodascomycetes, Dipodascales, Dipodascaceae. The coding region runs from base 1 to 642 and encodes 213 amino acids. Gene Ontology annotation, biological process: endoplasmic reticulum to Golgi vesicle-mediated transport.